Messenger RNA from Apiotrichum porosum, 843 nucleotides. RefSeq lists its product as uncharacterized. The record is from RefSeq and is a predicted model, not a curated record. Lineage: Eukaryota; Fungi; Basidiomycota; Tremellomycetes; Trichosporonales; Trichosporonaceae. The transcript has 6 exons. The coding region runs from base 1 to 843 and encodes 280 amino acids.
AUGCUCGGGAAGCUCAAGUCUGGCUUGCUGAAUCUGCGCACACUCGUCGGAGCGAGCAGCACGUUCGCAUGGACCGAUCUUGAAGAGCUGGCUCUUAUCGCGCAUGUCUCGACCUUCCUUGACGAGCAUGGCCAGAAGCUCGACAAAGCCUGGGCAUCACCUGCCCUAUGGACUGCAAUCCCUACGCGCAAGGCAAACGCCUGUAAGCAACGAUGGGUCCAGCUCCAUGGUAUAUUUGUCACUGCCCGCACCCUCCUUGCCUGGGAUGGCUUCUCUUGGGUAAAUGGUCACAUCACGGCGGCGUCGUCUCAAGUGUUGGCUGCUGCUCAGAAGACCAUGGCGUUCAACUAUUCCCACAUCAGGCGUCUCAGCCCGGCCCGCUACACCCAACUGGACGGGCUUGACCUCUCGGCUCUCGCGCAACACGGCCGAGACACAUCAUCCAAGCUCGUGCAGAAGACCGACGGCAGCGUCGAGAGGCGCAACAACCGUACUUUGGGCUUGUCGUACCCAUCGACAACUAUUCCAGGACUGAAUAUUGUGGAUUUCUCUCUACCAGGACUCCUCGCUGCAGCCAAGAAGCAAGGCUUCAAGCACCGCGCGGCACCCACUCGCGCCCAGCUUGCCACCCUCCUUGGCGUCUCGCUGCCCCUCAGCGAAUCGCAAGUGGUCACCAAGCUGAGAGUCAUGGCCGAGGAGCGAGGUGUGGAUUCUACAGGUGACCUCAAACAGCUCAUUGCCCGGCUCGAGCUUGCCGCAGACGAGGUUCCUGUCUGGGUUGUCCCCCCUAUCCACCCACUGCUGCCACCACCAACGGUACUGCCGCUGCCGCCGAGAUGUUGA